CAAAUGGACCAAAUCCCCCCCGCGGGCCCCGCAGGGGGGUACCCAGUAGGACCCCCGCGGGGGUGCAACCGGGUGAUGGCGGUGGUAACUGAGGUGCUUGGCUCCGUUGGCGACGUUGCCAGCCUCGGGCUGAACAGCAAUAGCGUUGAUCUCGACCUCUUUGAGGGUGCUGCUGCUGCCACCGCUCUUGACCUGCAACCCAACUUCGAAGAGCGCGGCCGAAGCUCGAGCGUUGACAUCCGAAAGCUGUGCCUGUGGUUUUUUGGCGCCCCAGGGCGGAGCGAAGGACGGAGCUGAGUUCCAGUGCGUAUCGAUGCGGCGUAAGCAGCGUUACGAUUGCCACCGAGUGACAGAGGCAAAGAGUACCUGAAAGAGCUCGAUGCCGAUUACAUUAGAGCCGGGUGGUGCGAUGCACAUGCAAGCAGAGUGUGACCCCGUCACAUGCAAGUUACAUGGGAUAUGUUGGACGCAUAUCUGUUCUCCCGUCUUCCACAGCACCGUAAAUGAAUUGUUUCGAGGUCGAUUCCGAGCAUACUGGAAUUCACUC
This is a messenger RNA of Mycena citricolor, 547 nucleotides long. The record is from the annotation of a GenBank genome assembly. NCBI's taxonomy places the organism in Eukaryota, Fungi, Basidiomycota, Agaricomycetes, Agaricales, Mycenaceae.